Molecule: messenger RNA, 2764 nt
Organism: Varroa destructor (honeybee mite)
Lineage: Eukaryota; Metazoa; Arthropoda; Arachnida; Mesostigmata; Varroidae
Source: RefSeq, a predicted model, not a curated record
UCAAAAGAGGACAUCGGCCAAUAGUAUCUGUCCAGCUCUAACUGACUACGACGCCUAUUGCGUACCGUGGCGGCGAAAUUUCCGCCAUGAGUUCGUCGGACGAUAGUCCAUGUGUAGUAAUUUGUGAUGAUAAAGAAUUUUCAUACUCGAUUCAUGUGCCACGCAAGUACGGAUGGGCUAUUGAGGACGGGCCAAAUAGUUCGCUAUGCGAUGUCAGCCUUGUGUUUGACGACGGUAGCGUAUCGGUGCACGGCGAUGUGUUUAUGCAUCUGAGCGCGUUCUUUCGAACGAUGCUUUCUGCUAAUUGGAUUGAAACGAAAACCCACCGGGUCCACUUUCCUGAGAUCAAGUACUGCCAUAUGAGAUCGCUCGUGGAUAUGAUCUACGCGAAAAGAUUUUUCAUCACGAAGCACAAUAUCGAGCCCAUUUUUCAUAUCGUUCAUCAGCUCCAGAUGGACCAAUUACUUGGCUACUAUUCAGACGUCCUAACUGAUAGUUUAAAUCAUACGAACGUUCUGGCUCUCUAUCAACUUGCGAAUAGAUACAGUUUGCUUGAUUUGCACGAGGAAUGUAUGCUAUACGUGUUAGAGAACUGCAAGGAACUGUUCGACAGGAGAGACUUCCUUGAGGAGAUUCCCUUCGAAUUCGUCAAAAAGAUCGUGGAACGCGACGAUAUAUUCGUCAAGAAUGAACUUGAUGUCCUUCUUAUCGUGCUCAGUUGGCUCAACGUCGACGCGCGCCGAGACGCUUACAAAAUCGCUCUCUUUGAAAGAGUCCGUUUCCCACAUCUAAAUAGAAACUGUAAGCAGGUGCUAAAGAGCCUAACGCCAUUUCUUGUUGAUUCAGCUGUGUACACGAUGUUCUGCAAAGGUAAAAGAUGGCUUAACGACAUGCCGAUAUAUCAACUUAGAGCACGCAAGUUUCAACCGGUACAUCUGCAUUUCAUUCUUAAGGUGAACUACGUUAACUUCGGAAAGCCUAAUCGUGCAUACGCAAUUAUGCUCUAUUGCAAUAUACUUAACAAAGUUGUCCCACUUCACGAAUACGAUCACGGUAUAUCUAAUAGCUACAAUGCUACAUUUGGACCACACGAGUAUGGCGAGGGCUUUUCCGUCGUAGGUAGGUAUGCAUACCUCCAAGAACGUAUGAUCCUCCGGGGGCAUAGACGCGAACGCCUCCGUCUAACAAGAACAAACCUUCAGCCAAACAAAUUUGGCCGAAUACAAACUCAGAAUAUCCACUUUCCAGUAGCAGAUCAAAGCCUGUAUCAAAUUGGCAAGUUUCUUCCGCAUGGCAGAUUUCUCCAAAGGCUCCACGUUGUUGGACAGGCAAAUUCGCUUGGUGCCGAAGAUCUUCGAGAAAUACGCACUUCAUUUAAUUUCGAUCGCAUCAUUUAUGGGUUGGAAAAUAUUAGCGUACUAAAAUUCGAUGUCGUCAAGAAACGUCUAACCAUGGGACCAGCACUAAUGCAUACCGAAGAUGUAAAUAGAGAAGCGCUUAGCACAAGGGCAUGGCUCUUUGUUCUUCUUACAGAUCGGAUGUGUAAAUGGAUUUAUAGUGAAGAAUACUCCUUUGUAUUAAGCAGCGCACUUGAUGGUCUUAACGAGGUGAUCAAAAUUAACAACAAAGACGGGCGACUAAGUCGUGUUUCGUUCAAACCGGAGACACCCGGUCGACGUACUCUGCCUCGCGGGGUUCACGAUAUACUCCUCAUCAGAGACACGCUUUACAUAUACGAAUGUUUAGACGUUCUUAGGAAUGAUACUAACAAAGUUCAUAGACGAUUCCGUGCGAUGAACGCGCAGAGCGGACAGUUUACUGGUAUCAUGGUUGUCGAUGCUGAAAACGACGAUCCGACUGCGAAACUACUAUUUUCAAUCUGUGAAAUGGACUUUAAUAAACUGGAACUGAUCGAUAUACGAGGCAAACCUCAUAUUGUUGUAGUACCAAGAAGCUAUCAAUUGGGCACCCUUUGCUACUUUGGCGUGUUCCAGAUAAUUCGAGAGUUGGCCGAUAACGGUGAUAGCCUUAAACUAAAGAAGGUUCGUCUUGACAAACUUGAUAUAAACGAGUUUCGAAAAUUGCCAGAGGACUCUUGUGUCAAAAUAGAAACAAGCCAGAUUCCUGUGGAUUUCCAUCCGUGCGCUCACGCCACAUUUAUGCAUGAUCAACUACAUCGACUCAGUGAUUAUUAUCUCGAGGAACUCGAAGGCCUACGAAGGUUUGCUAUUUAAGAUGGACUUGAUUUUAUAGACUAUGAUAGGGAUACAUUUUCAGUCGGCCGAGUUUGGAUGCACUCAAGAUAAAAAAAAAUAUGUACGUUUUUCAAGUUUGCUGUCAUUAUCUUUCAUUGAUAAAUCGAUAAAAUAAUGCGUUGCAAAUAAGCCUGACUUAUUGAACGAGCUAAUAUAUAAUAUAAUAUAAUAUGUUGAUGGAAUAUGUACAACUUCUGCCAACAUAUUAAGAUGAAAUCUGCAUAUACAGUGCUUGUCAAUCGUUCCUCUCUGUAGCGUUAUGUAUCUACAUCUAGUCCAGCUUACCAUUUAUAAAUGACACAUGUAUCAGGCCGUCAAUAAAUGAGGCCUUCGAAAUAUAUGCUAUCUUAUAACGGCGGAAUACUUCUACUCAAACUUUAAAGUCUGCAGCCAUUCACUCGAAUACUGUCAUCCGGGCUUUCAGCGGGCGAAUCAUAGCGGGCCAUAAAAGAUUAGAAAAUUCGAGUCGUUUACGAACUUGAAUUUUAACUAUAGCGGCGAACAUAUCG